Mizuhopecten yessoensis (Yesso scallop) is the source of this 5566-nucleotide messenger RNA. RefSeq lists its product as uncharacterized. The coding region runs from base 1318 to 5007 and encodes 1229 amino acids. Lineage: Eukaryota; Metazoa; Mollusca; Bivalvia; Pectinida; Pectinidae. The transcript is spliced from 2 exons. The record is from RefSeq and is a predicted model, not a curated record.
AGUAACAGUUUAUCGUGAUGAAGUGAAGUGUAUAUGUAAAUUAGAAUUUCAAUUGUCGAGUCUAUGAAUUUAUGCUAUAAAGACUUGUUUGCGAGGGCGUUAAUCAUUUAGAAAGAAACAGCCGGGCGACGCAAGUCACUGUUAUCCUGUUGAAGAAAGAUAUAGACUAACAGUACCAGGAGCUGACCGAAUGAGUAAGGGGAGCAAAGAGCAAGACAGGAAAAAAAAUCACUUAACCUCUUCCUACAAGCUAUAGCGUACUUCACACGAUAACGUCAUUGGAGUUAUCAACUCCGAAGCAUUUCUUUCUAACCGUACACCUACCAAAGAGUUUCCGUAUCCAGGUCGAAAGGUUGUUGAUUUAUAACCGUGGGAGCUACAUAAGGAUCUCAGUCCAUCUGCGAGGUUCGAUCACAUAAAUUGGCAACAUAUCUUCCCCAGAACGGAGACAUUUAAAAGAAACACCUCACACUGUUUCCAACCGUAGACUGAGCCUACCAGAUAAAGACAGGAGUAAUCUGAAAUUAUUAAUAUAUCUUUCCCAGAACGGAGACAUUUAAAAGAAACAGCUCACACUGUUUCCAACCGUAGACUGAGCCUACCAGAUAAAGACAGGAGUAAUCUGAAAUAUUCAGCUUUGUUUAUUGACAUUUAUCAUAGAUAAUUAGAGAUAUCACUGAAGACAUCAACUCAAAGUGUGCUGUCAUUUUCAUUUUCCCAAUCCAGAUGAAAUGGUUGAAUUACAACCGGAGUAUGUUGUUCCCCGCCCCAAAUCUAGUUUGAUUAGAGGAGACGACCUCUAAAAAACUAAAACAGAGGCCUGUACCAGCUCCGAGGCCAAAACCACUUUUGAGAUCAACCGAAACUAAAGGGAAACUUCCACUAAAAACCGAUGAUGCUGUUAAGAUAAUUAGAAAUGACUCCGUGACAAACAUAUGUCAUAUAUCGUCUGUAAACUCUGGCUCUAAUGAAGCUUACAUGCAAGAGGAAGAUUGAUCAUAUCAAACAGAAUAUCAGGUAACAUGUUCUGUAGAACAAGGGGAGGUAACUAAUAAAGGUGAAACAUAUUGAAGGCUACAUACACAAAUAUCCGAACACAAAAACCGAACAGAAUGUAGACCUAAUGCGUCGAUCGAAAAAUUGAAAUUGUCAGAAGUGGAUAUUGAUGUAGACUGUUCAAAUACUGCUCCCUGUAGGACAAGCCGCGUAUUUACAACAAAACGUGAAGUUGUCCAGGGCUCAGAAUUGAAUCAAGAAAACAUUUCUGUAAACAGAUGGCCACAUAAUACUUUGCCAAGUGUAUCGAUAAAAGAAAAGAUGUCCGUCUCAACACCCGAUUUCUCUGACACAUCCCAGCGCAUCACAGCUUCGAGCGUGCCUUACAAAGAAAUUUCUGCAUAUACAUUGACACCACCGAUCAAAACUGUAGAAAAUGGAGAAUCAACAGUAUCGAAAAAGAGAAUCACGCCGUACGUAAAUUGGACCAAACAUCUACCGAUGCUCCAAAGGGUCGUAAAAACAGAAAAUAAAAAGACAGUAGAAGUAUGUGGAAAUGCGCCGGACACUUCCGGUGACUCUGUACAUGCUUCUAAAAUUACGGCAGACGUUAGUGUGCAGGAGGUCCAGUUUAUAUCUGAAUCUGCAGCAGAUGGCGGGAUAAUUGAAGCUGCAGAAAACCUUCAAACAUUUUCAUCGAAAUCCGGAAAUUCUGAUGAAAUGAUCAAAUCUGGAGAGAUUACUGAUACAACGAAUCCAAAUCCAGACCUUGAAACUUUUACAGAAGAUAUGAUCAAACAUUACGUCACAAAUGGAACUAUGACUACAUAUGAUAAAAUAUCAUCAUUGUGCUACAGCCAUUUGAAACGGCCAAAACAGGAAUGCAAGUCCAGCAAAGGCAUUAAAAGUACAUUUGACCAGAAGAAAACCAAUCCAUGUGAAAACUUGGUCAAAACUUCAAGUUUAUCCGACCACGUGACACAAACUAUUGAUAAUAAUAAGGUAAUCAUGACCUGUGAAAACAUUUCAGGAAACCCUGGCAUCGUGACUACAACAGCCCAAGAAAGUAUUAUACCUGAAUUUACUUCAGAACCAGAUUCCAAAAGCACGCAUACAUUUAUUGCAGAUAAAGUGACUAGUAGCUUGCAAGAAUAUUCUAUUCCAAAAACGGAGCACAAUUUGGGUACCAAGUCCAACACAGAAUACUCUGUUCGUGAAAAACAUAUAACAGUACCAAUACCAGCAAAGAAACAGGUAGUUCCCAAGGAUGCUCAAGAACUAUUGACAAACAGUUUAGGUAAAGAAGCAUGUAAUACCCUACCAGACACCACUGAUGCCUUUGAUGCUGAUAAUGAGUCAUCGUCUUUACAAGGUCCAUCAUCUAAUAUUUCUUACACUUUAAAAAAUGCAUGGCAGAAAGUCCAACCGGUACCUUUACCUAGGAAAAAGGCAAAAUCUAUGUCAAAUAACACAAGUAGCAAAAUAGGAGAAUAUCUGACAAAGACUUAUUCGGAACAAGAAGUCAGCAUCCAAAGAAAUAAUGAAACAAGGGAACGGAAAGAAAUGUCGUUGGGACAUCAAUGUGAAGUUCAAAUACCCAGUCUUGAACCUGGUAUUGAAAGUUCAGCUGCGACAAGUGAAAAACCGUAUACCUCAAUUAAUGUUGAAGUGUCAUCUUCUCAAAUCGCGACGCAAUUCAACCAGUCUGCUUUUGAUAAUCCUCUAUACAUGUAUCUAUCAAAUAUGGUCCAGACAAAAGAACCAAACUGCAAGCACAGUGAAAUCUAUUCUACUUUAGUUGAGGCAUCAUUGCUGGAAAUUCCUCUCAAACGACGUACCCUUAAUUCAAUGGCAACUUCCAAACAACAAGGAAUGCUGACUGCCUCUGGAAAUCUUGAAUUCAAGUCGGAGAGUUAUGGUAACUCAUUAUUGCUUGCUUAUGAGGAAAUUCGGCCAAAGCUUCCUAAAAAACUGAGACAAUCAAACUGUGGAUGCGGUAAUACCAAUCUUGCAUUAAUUGAAACAGAAACUCUGCCAAAACGUCCUCUAAAACAAAGGACACGUCAUUCGAGAGCCAUUACAAAUGAAGGGAUGUGGUCUUCAAAUCCCGUCCUAUCGACAGUCGCUGAAGAAACUCUGCCACCAAAACUGCCAGUAAAACUUCAACGUGUUACUCUUUCCCAUGGUUUACCGGAUACUCACGGUAUCCAUUAUGCACAAAAUACAGCUAUACAAGGCCAUGUGAAAAUUCCUGACGAUGAACAACAAGUGGUGCGGUCCUCUGAUGAAAACAAGACAUCGGGAUACGAUGAAACUAUCCAUCACAAUACUAUCCCCGCCACCACGAUGGAGCUAAAGCCAACCCCAAAACCCCGUAUGAGGAGGUCAAAGAUACCAACUAAAACAGUUAACGAGACUGGACCUCCGCUUCCUCCUAAACUUAACAGUGUGUGUAUGUUGUCACCAGGUGAUCAUUUAUAUAGAACGUCUCAAAAAGAAGUACAGUUACCACUACAUGUAUUGAAAAAGAAAACAGAAGAAAUUAGCCCAUGUAGUCGAGGCCAGACAGAUGACACCUCUAAAUAUUCAAACUAUUUCUUUACAAAGCAGAUGGAGAUCAUUCAAGACAGACAAGCUGCAUCAUCAACAAAGAAAAAUGUUGGAAGCACGUCUUCAUGUGAAAUUCACGGUAACCAGUCAAACACCAAAGAUGACUAUGUGUAUGAUUAUGCAUUUUACAAUAGGAUGUCCGGGUAUCCCGAGGUAGCUGAACUGUGCAUACCAGAAAUAUCACUUGGCCAGGGGGAAAAUGAAGACUUGCAUCAAAAUUCACCAAUUUACGAACAGAUAGAUAAUCCUUUGGAAACACGACAUGAUCAGCAAAAUGAGUCGUCAAAGGAAACUGAUACUAUACAUCAAUCACUUACCUCUGUUAAGGACGAUGACUAUGCGUAUGAUUACGCAGAUUGCAACAGACUUUCCAAAUUAGCUAAAGCCUGCGAAAAUUGGAGCUAUCGAAAACGCUCGCACAAACCCAAAAAGGGGCAAAGAUGUAAACACAAUAACAAACCACAAAACUCGAACGAAUCACAUAAUUCUUGCUCAAGCGGUUCAGGACAUCAUGUGACGUGUUCAUGUGGCAACAGUUCGAAGGGAUCGAAUCAAGCUUGUUCAGGAUAUUCCGAUCACUGUUCAUGUGGUAAUAGCUCGUGUGGAUCGCAUAUGUUUUGCUCGUGCUGUACAGGACAUUGUGCUCCAUGUUCAUGCGGAAAUAGCUCGUGUGGAUCGCAUAAUUUUUGUUCAGGCAGUACAGGACAAUAUGUCGUUUGUUCAUGUGGAAAUAGCUCGUGUGGAUCACACAGUUCUUGCUCAAGCCGUUUAGGACAUCAUGUGGCGUGCUCUUGCGGGAACAGUUCGUUUGGAUCACACAGUUCUUGCUCAAGCCGUUUAGAACAUCAUUUGGCGUGCUCUUGCGGGAACAGUUCAGGUGGAUCACGCAAUUCUUGCUCAAACCGUUUAGAACAUCAUGUGGAAUGCUCUUGUGGUAACAGUUCAGGUGGAUCAGAAAGUUCUUGCUCAAGCCGUUUAGAACAUCAUGUGGAGUGCUCUUGCGGAAACAGUUCAGGUGGAUCACACAGUUCUUGCUCAAGCCGUUUAGGACAUCACGUGGCGUGCUCUUGUGGGAACAGUUCGUGUGGAUCACACAGUUCUUGCUCUAGCUGUUUAGGACAUCAUGUGGCGUGCUCUUGUGGGAACAGUUCGGAUGGAUCAAAUCAAUCUUGUUUUGGACAUCAUGUAACUUGCUCGUGUGGAAACCAUAUGCGCAAGUGGCGCCAUGCAUCUUCAUACCGAGAAAGAAUCUAUGCAGUUUGUUCAUUUCAAAAUGCGUCUAUUGAUCCAAAUCAAACGUGUUCCAACGAAACUUUUUUUUAUAAAGACCAGACAGAAUUGGAUAAGAUUUUCUCCCUGGUGUAUUUCCCUGGGAAUGCCAGAAAGCCGUCUUUGUUAUAGAGUUAAACAAUGGAGCAUGGAUCUGCUCGUUUUAUAGAACUUGUCGUGACGUGAAUAUUAAUAUGAAACAUGUUUUACCUUUUUCAACCUCCCAAUUGAAGGCAUUUUUUUAUCAUGACAGAGAAUAUGAAUCUGAAACAUGUUUUACCUUUUUCACCCUCCCUAAUGACGGCAGUUUAUCAUGACAGCGAAUAUCAAUAUGAAACAUUUUUAACCUUCUUCGCCCUUCCUAAUGAAGGCAUUUUUAUCAUGACAGCGAAUAUUAAUAUGAAACAUGUUUUACCUUCUUCGCCCUCCCUAAUGACAGCAUUUUUAUCAUGACAGCGAAUAUCAAUAUGAAACAUAUUUUACCUUCUUCGCCCUCCCCUAGUGAAGGCAUUUUUAUCAUGACAGCGAAUAUUAAUAUGAAACAUGUUUUUCCUUUUUCGCCCUCCCUAAUGAAGGCAUUUUUAUCAUGACGUCGAAUAUUAAUAUGAAACAUGUUUUACCUUUUUCACCCUCCCUAAUGACGGCAGUUUAUCAUGACAGCGAAUAUCAAUCUGAAACAUUUUUAACCUUC